Messenger RNA from Penicillium hordei, 657 nucleotides. RefSeq names its product fungal specific transcription factor domain-containing protein. NCBI's taxonomy places the organism in Eukaryota, Fungi, Ascomycota, Eurotiomycetes, Eurotiales, Aspergillaceae. The transcript has 4 exons. The record is from RefSeq and is a predicted model, not a curated record. The annotation marks the transcript as partial.
GGGAGGCAGAGAUCAGAGCCAGCGACUGCGUUUGCAACGAGCACCCUCAUUCCAUCCGCCUCAGGACACGUGCGCUCCCUCCCUGUUACCUCUGGCCGGCGUAUAUUCCAUCGAGUCUCUCAGGAGGGUCCCUUUUCAAGCCAGGAGAGUGCCAUGAUUGACACGCCCAACGGACCAUUUCCUUUCGGUGAGCAUGAUGUUGAAAACAGACAUAAUCUUUUAGCAAAACUCCCCCCGACGGAGUACUGCAACCAGUUAAAGGAUCUAUAUCUCAAGUCAAUUGCGCCCCCCUACGUUUCACGAACGGCUUCGCUAGCAUGGCUUGCUCUCCUCUUUACUAUCCUAGGCACAGCUGUCCUCACACUGGAAAAUGACAGCCCUUUGCUUGGGACUCUCAGCCGCAAACCUACCCCUUGGGAUCGAGUGACAGAACUUUCGGAGCGGUAUUACACCGCUGCGAUGAAAUGCCUCGAAGCAGAUCGCUAUCUCUGCCAUGGCCAAACAUGGACUCUUCUGGGGCUGGUUUAUCACCUAGCGCUCUCGAUCGGUUGUCACGUUGAUCCGGCCACAUUUUCCUUGGAUAUUGUCGAAGCCGGUAUCCGAUUCGAAAAUCACGCCUCUUUCAGAUAUCCUCGGAGAUCUGUGACCCCGGUCUAG